AUGAAAACACCGGAAAUCAGAAAGUACCAUAUAGGAUCUACGAAAAGGAGUGAUGAUAUCUUUGAGAUGUUGUUAACUCCUAGAAUAACCACAAAAAGUGAUUACAAGAUACAAGGAAUUAACGAACUUCUCAUCAUAGAAGGUAUUUUUCUGGAAAAAAUAACUAGAAAAUUUAAAAUUCAUAUCAAACUACAUCAAGUUAAGACAGCUGCUUUCCACGAUUAUUUAUCACAUUAUACAAUCGAAAUUAGAGAAUCUAAAAAUCUUAUCCAUGAUAUAAUUACCACUGCUUUGUCGACCAUUUCUAUGAUGAAAAUGAGGCCGAAUAACGAUACCAAGUGGGCAAUCAAAAUUCAGAUUCAACCGACCAUAAUGCAGCCGUAA
Funneliformis mosseae is the source of this 384-nucleotide messenger RNA. NCBI's taxonomy places the organism in Eukaryota, Fungi, Glomeromycota, Glomeromycetes, Glomerales, Glomeraceae. The record is from the annotation of a GenBank genome assembly.